UUAUGCUGCCAAUGUGGCACACUGAUCGAUGCCAAUCCUGCAAACAUGUGCGUUGGUUGUAUCAGGGCUCAUGUAGAUAUAACAGAAGGAAUUCCUAAACAGUCAACGUUGUAUUUUUGUCGCUUCUGUCUGAGGUACUUACAACCACCUUCAACUUGGGUUCAAUGUGUUUUAGAGUCUCGUGAAUUGCUUGCGUUAUGCCUUAAGAGAUUAAAAGGAUUAACUAAAGUACGUUUAGUUGAUGCUGGCUUUGUAUGGACGGAACCUCAUUCAAAACGAGUUAAAGUAAAGUUAACGGUGCAAAAAGAGGUUUUAAAUUGCACCAUUUUGCAGCAACAGUUUGUCGUUGAAUAUGUAGUGCAUCAUCAAAUGUGCGAUGAAUGCCAAAGACGUGAAGCCAAAGAUUAUUGGAAGGCAGUGUGCCAAGUUCGCCAAAGGACUUCUCAUAAGAAAACUUUCUUCUACCUGGAACAACUUUUAAUAAAGCAUCAAGCUCAUUCUAAUGCUGUCAAGAUAGUAGAUGAAGCCAAUGGUCUGGACUUUUUCUUCGCGUCUAAAGACGAUUCCCGGAAGCUAGUUGAUUUUUUACAAUCAGUAGUCCCUUGUAGAUACAAAACUUCUCAACAUUUAGUGUCUCACGAUUGCCAUAGUAAUAUCUACAAUUAUAAAUAUACUUUUUCCGUUGAAAUUGUGCCUAUUUGUAAGGAUGACGUCGUUUGUCUACCAUUAAAAGUAGCCAAUUCAUUAGGGAAUAUAGGGCAGCUAUUGAUUUGCACACAGAUCACAAAUACCAUUCAUUUAACAGACCCAACAACACUACAAACUGUUUCUGUACAACCGGAUGUAUUUUGGAAGCAACCGUUCCAUACGAUAUGCACUCAGAAACAAUUAAUUGAGUAUACAAUCUUGGAGAUAGAAUUUAUUGAACAGAAAGACGCUAGAUAUUCCUCAGAAAAGUAUAAACUUGCGGACGUCUGGAUCGUAAAAAGUAAAGAUUUGGGAAUAAGUGACACACAAUUUCACUGUCGUACCCACCUUGGUAACAUUAUAAGUCCAGGAGACACAAUCUUAGGCUUUGACAUCAACGGAAGCAACGUUAACAAUGACAAUUUUUAUAAAAUGCCUUCCAGAAAAGUCCCUGAUGUGAUUCUAGUUAAGAAGCAUUUUGGCGACAAGCGUAAACGCCAUAGUAAGCGAAAUUGGAAGUUAAAAUCGUUGAAGAAAGAAACGGGUGCCAAUAUUGAUAUGGAAACGGACGAUAUGGAUUAUGAUAACUUUUUGGAGGAUUUAGAGGAAGAUCCUACUUAUCGUCAAAACGUUAAUAUCUAUAAAGAUCCUAAAUUUAAAGGUAAUAAGGAUUCUAGACCAGACCCUGACGAACAACUCCCUUCGAUCGGAUUAGAAGAGAUGCUAGAAGAUUUAUGUAUUGAUGAUGAAGAAGAUAAUUAUUAA
Trichoplax adhaerens is the source of this 1452-nucleotide messenger RNA. RefSeq lists its product as uncharacterized. Gene Ontology annotation, molecular function: ribosomal large subunit binding. The transcript is spliced from 15 exons. The annotation marks the transcript as partial. Lineage: Eukaryota; Metazoa; Placozoa; Uniplacotomia; Trichoplacea; Trichoplacidae. Gene Ontology annotation, cellular component: cytoplasm; nucleus. The record is from RefSeq and is a predicted model, not a curated record. Gene Ontology annotation, biological process: ribosomal large subunit export from nucleus.